Messenger RNA from Physeter macrocephalus (sperm whale), 2276 nucleotides. RefSeq names its product kinesin family member 22 (gene KIF22). Gene Ontology annotation, cellular component: microtubule; kinesin complex. Gene Ontology annotation, biological process: microtubule-based movement; DNA repair. NCBI's taxonomy places the organism in Eukaryota, Metazoa, Chordata, Mammalia, Artiodactyla, Physeteridae. The transcript has 13 exons. Gene Ontology annotation, molecular function: DNA binding; ATP hydrolysis activity; microtubule binding. Bases 74 to 2182 code for a protein of 702 amino acids. The record is from RefSeq and is a predicted model, not a curated record.
GCUGGGGCUUCCGGCGGCAGGUAGCCGUGAUUGGUGGAGCCCGGGAAAGAGGGCGGGGCAUCGGGAAAUUCGAAUGGAGAGGCGGGCCCAAGGAAAUAGUAGCAUGGACGCGGGGGUCCCGGCGCGGAGCCGACGCGAGAUGGCGGCGGCGACCUCGGGAGCCGGUCGCUGUCGGCUAAGCAAGGUGGGAGCUGGCCGGCGCCCACCUCCAGCUCGAGUAAGGGUAGCUGUGCGACUGCGGCCAUUUGUGGAUGGAGCAGCUGGAGAAAAUGAUACCCCCUGUGUACGGGGCCUGGACAGCUGUUCUCUAGAGAUUGCCAACUGGAGGAACCACCAGGAGACUCUCAAAUACCAGUUUGAUGCUUUCUAUGGGGAGAGGAGCUCUCAGCAGGACAUCUAUGCAGGAUCAGUGCAGCCCAUCCUAAGGCACCUGUUGGAAGGGCAGAAUGCCAGUGUGCUUGCCUAUGGGCCCACAGGAGCAGGUGAGGAAGCCAGAUACAGAAGAGCUACGGGUCAGAAAGGACUCGGGAGUGGGGAAGAAAUUCUCACAGCUCUUCCCACUCCUUUUCCAGGGAAGACGCACACAAUGCUGGGCAGCCCAGAGCAACCUGGGGUGAUUCCCCGGGCUCUCAUGGACCUCCUACAGCUCACAAGGGAGGAGAGCGCUGAGGGCCGACCUUGGGCCCUCUCUGUCACUAUGUCCUAUUUAGAGAUCUAUCAGGAAAAGGUAUUAGACCUCUUGGAACCUUCAUCAGGAGACCUGGUGAUCCGAGAAGACUGCCGAGGAAACAUCCUGAUUCCGGGCCUCACGCAGAAGCCCAUCACUAGCUUUGCUGAUUUUGAGCAGCAUUUCCUGCCAGCCAGUCGAAAUCGGACAGUAGGAGCCACCCGGCUCAACCAGCGCUCCUCCCGCAGUCACGCUGUGCUCCUGGUUAAGGUGGAUCAGCGGGAACGUUUGGCCCCAUUUCGCCAGCGGGAGGGAAAACUCUACCUGAUUGACUUGGCUGGCUCAGAGGACAACCGGCGCACAGGCAACAAGGGCCUGCGGCUAAAGGAGAGUGGAGCCAUCAACACCUCCCUCUUUGUACUGGGCAAGGUGGUCGAUGCGCUGAACCAGGGCCUCCCUCGGGUGCCCUACCGGGACAGCAAGCUUACUCGCCUGUUGCAGGACUCUCUGGGUGGCUCGGCCCACAGCAUCCUGAUUGCCAACAUUGCCCCUGAGAGAUGCUUCUACCUAGACACAGUCUCUGCACUCAACUUUGCAGCCAGGUCCAAGGAGGUGAUCAAUCGGCCUUUUACCAACGAGAGCUUACAGCUUCAUGUCUUGGCACCUAUUAAACUGUCUAAGAAAGAACUGCUAGGCCCAUCAGAAGCAAAGAGAGCCCGAGGCCCUGAGGAAGGGGAGACUGGGAGUCCUGAACCCCCAGCAGCUCCAUCUUCUGCCUCCCAGAAACUCAGCCCCCUACAGAAGCUAAAUAGCAUGGACCCAGCUAUGGUGGAGCGCCUUCUAAGCUUGGACCGUCUGCUGGGCUCCCAGGGGAGCCAGGGAACCCCUCUGCUGAGCACCCCAAGGCGAGAGCGGAUGGUGCUUAUGAAGACAGUGGAGGCGAAGGAUCUGGAAAUUGAGAGGCUUAAGAUGAAGCAAAAAGAACUGGAAGCCAAGGUGCUGGCCCAGGAGGCUGCACACCCGAAGGAGAAAGAGAACUACUCUCCCACAAUGCUCCGACCCCUUGCCCGCCACACAGUCACAGUGGCUAAGCCCCUCAAAAAGGCUGUGGUGAUGCCCCUACAACUGAUUCAGGAGCAGGCAGCAUACCCAAAUGCCGAGAUCCAUAUCUUAAAGAAGAAAGGCCGGAAGAGAAAGCUGGAGUCCCUGGAUGCCUCAGAGCCGGAGAAGGGUGAGGACUGCUGGGAGCUACAGAUCAGCCCAGAGCUACUGGCCCAUGGGCGCCAAAAAAUAUUAGAUCUGCUGAAUGAAGGGUCAGCCCGGGAUCUGCGCAGCCUGCAGCGCAUUGGCCAAAAGAAGGCUCAGCUCAUCGUGGGCUGGAGAGAGCUCCACGGGCCCUUCAGCCAGGUGGAGGACCUGGAACGCGUGGAGGGUAUAUCCGGGAAACAGAUGGAGUCGUUCCUUAAGGCGAACAUCCUGGGUCUUGCCGCGGGCCAGCACUGUGGGCCCUCCUGACAGCCGGCUCUCCUCCUCACUCUGCCUUUUUUUUUUUAUCUUUUUAAAUCCUUGUGUAAUUGCUUGUCCUGUAAAUACAGUUUUCACUCCGUUG